Lymnaea stagnalis (great pond snail) is the source of this 2853-nucleotide messenger RNA. The record is from the annotation of a GenBank genome assembly. Lineage: Eukaryota; Metazoa; Mollusca; Gastropoda; Lymnaeidae.
UUAGCCACCAGCCAGCAAGGAUUGUGAGACGGCUGGUUGUGGUGGAUGCUGAUGAUGGGUUGAAUGGUGUCGUUAACAUCACCAUUUCUGCUGGUAACACAAGAAACAAAUUUGAUAUAUCAGGUUGGUUGUUCCUUGCUACCAAUAUAGAAUUUUCAGCCUUCUUCCUUUGUUACUUGUUUUUCAAAAUUUAUUACAAGUGACACGGCUUAAGUAAUUUUUUAUUAUUAAUUUUUUUUUUACAUUUACUGACAAAAAUGGCAGCACGAAAAAUAAUGAAUAAUUUACAAUCUCUAUUACAAAAGUUGAUUUUUUUAGAGUGAAUAAAUGCAGAUUUUCAUUAAUUUUUAUUUAGUUUUUAAUUUUAUUUGUUUGACAAAAUAUAUUGAUUUGAUUUAGUUGUUUUCUUUUUCUCAGAAAGCAAACUGGCAUGCUCAUAAAAUAAAUAAUUAAACACUACACGUGUACAGUAUAGAUUAAAUAUAAAUAUUUGGUUUAUUGUACCAGGAGCCAACUUGAUGUUGUUGGACCAGCUGGACUAUGAGGAUACAACUUCUUAUGAACUGAUCCUGGACAUAAAAGAUAGUGGGUCCCCUCCUCUGGAAUCGUCAGGUCGUAUUGUCAUACGAGUUCUACCAAUCAAUGAACAAGCACCGCUCAUGAACAAAUCCAGUGAUUCUCUUACUUUACCAGAGGACACGUAUGCGGGAACAUUAGUUUACAAGGUCCAGGCUACAGGUUAAGAUUAAAUGGCUUGCUAUUUCCAUUGUAAUUAGCUCUAAAGCAAGGGUCCUCAAACUGUUUAAUCAGUAGGCUGGUUCACUGUCUCUCAGGCCCUGUGCACAUUGGACAUUUCUUAUUUGUGGUGCAAAAAAACCAAAAAAACAUACAAGAUUUAAAAUGAAGUAUAAUUUCAAUCAACAUAAAAUUAUUAUUAUUUCAAUGGGACUUGUUGGCCUGCUUAUGGCUCAUGAGAUGGUCAAUGUCCAGUUCCAUAUUUGUUACUGCUACCCAGGUAUACUUGUGGUGGUGAGGUAGGCUGGAUAUCAGAUCACUAGUUCGGCCAAAUCUUGCCCACAUGCCGUAGUUUGAGGAACCCUGCUCUGAAGACCAGAAAUCAACUACCAGUAGUUCUUAAAAUGUGUUUUAAUUAUGGAAAUCAAAGAAUGAAAUGUUUAACUGUUGCAUGUUCUGAUUUGAUUUUAUACAUUAAUUUAAUAGAAGUUGUCUUUGUCACUUUAAUUCAGAGAUAAUUUUCUUUCAUUAAAUUACAAAGACUCUGACAGAGGCCGUGAUGGGGAGAUAACCUUCACUAUGGCAAACAACUCUUCCGGUUCAUUUAUUCUGGACCCUGCAUCAGGAGAACUGUUUGUGGCUACCGAACUGGACUAUGACGUGGCUCCCAACACCAUGACCAUCACCAUUAAGGCAACAGAUGGAGGUGGUCUAUCUGAUGCUAAGACAUCUGUGUUGUCACUGACCAUCAGACUGCAGGACACCAAUGAUAACCCACCACUGUUUGCUUCUAGCUUGUACAAAAUGGCUGUGGAUGAAAAUGUUCCCUUGGGUACUAUCAUCGGCUCAGUGAAGGCAGUAGACAAAGGUAAUUUUAUUCUCAACAAAAUAUUUAUAGUUUAAUUAUUUUCAAUAAUACAUUUUUUAGAACCCUUAAUUUUACAAAUGAACUGCUCAGAAAUAUAAUUUGGAUGAAAACAAUAUGGUGACAAAGCUUAUUAAAUAUACUAAUCAUAAGGAAAAUUUUAUAAAAGGAUGAUUUGAAAAUACUUUAGUGUUAUUGUGAAGGGAUUGAACAAAACCCUGGCUUGUCAUGGUUAGGUGUUUUAAGAAUUGUAUAUUUUAUCUUUUUGUUGACUCUCACAGAUUCAGGUAUUUUUGGCCAAGUUUACUACAGGAUAUUAGGAAAUGCUGGACAGAAACUUUUUGAUUUAGAUAACACAACAGGUGUUAUUAAGACUGCAGAUUCAAUUGAUUAUGAAAAUUUUAAGGUAAAAAGAAUCAAUUAUUGAUCUGUUGUGUAAAUUAAAAUUUAUAUUAACCCUAAAAAAAUUAUUUAAUUAAAAAUAAUUCAAUAAAGAUUUUCUCACAGCUGGCCACAUUCUUUUUAUUUUAUGAAUCUGAAGGAUAUAGUUGAAUGCAAAAUUAUUUUAUAUGCAGGCACAUGAAGUUAAAAGUUUAUGUUAAACACAUAACUGUAAACAAAAUCAAGGAAUCUGUAUGAUGCUCCUUACAAAAAUAAAAAUGUAUCAUGUGACCAUUCAAGCUUUUUGUUCCAUAUACCAACACACCUAUAAAAGAACUGUUUACUGAAAUGUCCUCUCUUAGUCUAAAUAAUUUGUAUUUUAUAAUCAGUAACUUGAUGCUUUAUAAUAUUAAUAAAAACAAUUGUAGUGUCAAGGAGAUCUGGUAGUUGGCUUGCAUCAAUGACACUUGACUUUGUACUUUAAAAUCUCCUAUGAAAUUAUUUGACAAUUUAUUCAGUUAGUUAAAAUGUAUAUUUUAAAGAAACAUAAAAUUUAGUUUAUUGUCUUCUUUGCCAAAAUAAAAAUGUUGCUAUUUCUUGCCUGAAACGUUAAUACCCACCCAUCUAUAGGAAUAUUACUUGUUUGUCACCGCCUAUGAUGGUGGAAGGCCAGCUCUCACCUCUGACACUUUGGUCAAAGUCCAAGUUUUAAACAAAAAUGACAAUGACCCAGUUAUAAGUCCUUCAGAUUUGGUCAUCACAAUUUCUGAAUUAACUCCUUCUGGAGCUACAAUAUUAACUUACCUGGCUUCUGAUAAAGACACAAAUAUCACUGGAUUUUAUUUGGUAGAGACAACUCAGAACUUUGAGGU